UUACCAGGAAGAAAUGCAUGUUGCGGCUCAGGGGAAAAGCCAGGAAGACAGUUGUAUUAAUGAUUGUUUAGCUCAGCUGUGUGCAGCUGAAGUUUCAGCAAAACAGAAAUGAGACCCUUAGCAGUAACACAGUUCCUUGGCCUGAUCUCACUGACAGUGGCCAUGGACAAUGGAUUGCUGAAGACUCCGCCUAUGGGAUGGAUGGCUUGGGAGCGCUUUCGAUGUGAUGUUGAUUGUCAUGAUGACCCAGAGAACUGCAUCAGCGAAGAUCUGUUCCGAGACAUGGCAGAUCGGCUAGUUGAGGAUGGCUGGAGGGAGUUGGGCUAUGAGUAUGUAAUUAUAGAUGACUGCUGGAUGUCCAAGCUGAGAGAUGAACAAGGGAGGCUGCAACCUGAACCCACCAGGUUCCCAGGCGGCAUUGCAAAACUGGCAAGGUAUAUCCAUGACCGUGGACUGAAGCUAGGAAUCUAUGCAGACAUGGGAACUCUCACAUGUAUGGGAUUUCCUGGCACCACUCUGGAUAAGAUUGAGAUUGAUGCCCAGACCUUUGCUACCUGGGGGGUUGACUAUCUGAAGUUUGAUGGCUGUUAUUCUAAUCCUGUAGAACAAAUGUUGGGUUACCCUCUGAUGUCCAAGGCUUUGAAUGCUACAGGCAGACUGAUGGCCUACUCCUGUAGUUGGCCUGCAUAUCUGGGAGGACUUCCACCUGAAGUGAACUACACUCUGCUAGGGGAUAUUUGUCACCUGUGGAGGAAUUACGAUGAUAUCCAGGAUUCGUGGGACAGUGUGCAAGGCAUUAUUGACUGGUUCUCCAAUAACCAGGAUCAUCUCCAGCCAGCUGCAGGUCCUGGAAGAUGGAAUGACCCUGACAUGCUCAUCAUUGGCAACUUUGGUCUCAGUGUGGACCAGGCUCACUCUCAGAUGGCUCUCUGGGCUAUAAUGGCUGCACCUCUCAUCAUGUCAAAUGAUCUUCGAAACCUGGACAACAGGGCAAGGGCCAUCCUGCAAAAUAAAGUAGUCAUUGCCAUCAACCAGGACCCCUUGGGUAUCCAGGGAAGACGCCUGCUGCAGGAGAGGAAUCGUAUUGAGGUGUACUGGAGGCCCCUGUCUCAGUCAGCCAGCACGCUUGUGUUCUUGAGCCGACGGACAGAUAUGCCAUACCUCUACCACACCUCUCUGGCUAAACUCAACUAUGAAGCUGGCAACUAUGAGGCCUAUGAUGUGUUUACCGGUUCCACAGUAACAGGAUUGAAUGCCACCACAGAGAUUGUACUCUCCAUCAAUCCCUCAGGUGUUGUCAUGUGGUACAUCUACCCAGAACAGUCCAAGCAGACUGAGACACUCCACUACCAACACAAGAAAACCUCACGAUUCACAUUCCUAUGAGCCUAACCUGAUCGCCAUACUGCAUUAUGAAGGAAAAAUGCUAAAAUGGGGUUUUAUAAAAUGCAUAAAAUGUUCACAGGUACAAUCAAAACAAUGUCAGUUUGAUCUCAACUUGUCAUUGAACCAAUAUUCUUUUGCCCUGAUGUAUUUUUUCAUGAAACUAAAUAAAGCAUCUUGUAAUUUUGUAUUCAUUUUAAAUUGCUUUAUGGGUGCCUUUUCCUUUAAAAUAAAUA
Molecule: messenger RNA, 1619 nt
Organism: Monopterus albus (swamp eel)
Lineage: Eukaryota; Metazoa; Chordata; Actinopteri; Synbranchiformes; Synbranchidae
Product: alpha-N-acetylgalactosaminidase-like
Exons: 9
Coding region: 109-1386 (425 amino acids)
Biological process (GO): glycoside catabolic process; oligosaccharide metabolic process
Cellular component (GO): cytoplasm
Molecular function (GO): alpha-galactosidase activity
Source: RefSeq, a predicted model, not a curated record